AUGUCGGAACCUCAGCAUAUUGCCUCGCUGGCGAUUCAACCUCAACCCGAUAUCGAACCAGAGAGGCAGCACAUGCAGGAUACGCAUGAGAAGUCAGAAGCACCAGAGACACAACUCGAGAAGCAAGAUAUGCCCGAGGCACAAGACAAACAAGAAAUAGCGACCGAGAUCGACAACAAGCAAGAGAAACAAGAUAUAGACGGAAAAGUCGAAGGAAGAACGGAGAAAAACCUUGAAGAGGAGCUUGACGACGACAUCGAGGGAAAACAGGAAGCGAACAAUGAUGCGAAACAAGACCAGGAGUCAGACGAUGAGCCACAGGAAAAACGAGGAGACAAGCCAGAGGAAAAGCCGCUGCAGAAUGACACCAACACAAAAAGACUCUCGUCUGGCACGGAGUCUGACGACACUGCGUCUGCGUCCGAUACUGAUGACAAGUUCGAAGACGCUGUAGCGCAAUCUCCUACACGAUCGCUCACAAACCGAACUGUCUCGCAACCUAAACCUCGUGAUAGUAUAGUUGAGGAGCAGCCUGAUCGGCGGUCUGAAGAGUCGCAUCGUGAGGAGGAGACCCGAGAAACAAGCAUCCCUCAACACAAGGCUACUGCUUCCGACGCAGGUAGUAUUGGAAAACUGUCACGAAGAAAGCCAUCAAUAGCUUCCACGCGCAUUUCCAAUACCUCGAAUUUGGAUAACGUUAGCCUGGACGACGAUACGCCUCCAUCCCCAUUGCCUAAAGAUCUCCCACCAAAGCCAAACAGCAAAACGAUAUCCUUGAACAGCAUUUCACUCCCUUCUAUGCCUUGGUCGCCUGCCCCUGAGCCUCUGAAAAGCCCUGUGCCACCGACAGCUACACUCGCGCCCUCUCCACCGUUACCUCAGCCCCCGCCGCCACCCAGUCGGAAGCUUACCAGUCCUUUCUCUUGGCUUUCUCGAAGCUCCAGUAAAGAGAGAGAGCCUCCUCUUCCACCGCUUCCUACCGGCCGAAGAAACACGGCCGGUUCUGUCGCAACUCUAGCUAGUAAUCCCGAAAUGAUGUUGAGCCGACUCGAGGAGGAGAAGGACGGUGACUCGCUAACUGGUGAUCCUAUUCAGCGCGUCACAUUGAAAGAUAGGUUUAAGCAGCUACGACAACAACAAGAGGCUGCUCGUGCGAUGGCAGAAGGUGAUGGUGGUAAAUAUGAUGGGGCCCUUGGCCUUACUCUGCCAGGCGAUGAAGGUCAGACACUUGAGAAACCCCCAUCGUCGCCUGUCCCACAGCCUAUUGCUGGCUUGGCGCCAGGAACAGUAUCCGGAGUCAACGCUGGAAUUUCAGCCAUCACAGAAGAGAAAGUCGAUUGGGAUUUAUGGCAAUCCGUUGUCUAUGAGGGACCAGCUGCCGUGGCCCGAACCAGCGCCGAGGAGCUGAACAAGGCUAUCGCAACUGGCAUCCCCAGCGCUAUCCGUGGGGUUGUCUGGCAGGUGCUGGCUGAUAGCAAGAACGAUGACUUGGAAUCGGUCUAUAAAGACUUGGUAACUCGCGGCACAGACAAGAACAACCGUCACAGCAACAGCACAACCGCUAGCUCAUUAAGCAACGGCAACCUUAGCGUUCAAAGUGGAGAAGCUGUCGCAUCCUCUGCUUCGUCUAUCAACUCGGAGCAUUCAGGCGGUAACACUGCGUCGCCUCCAAAUGAGAAGAACGCUGAGGCUGUCUUGAAGGCUCAAGCUGUGGCUGCCGCCGAGCGAAAGCGGAAAGACAAGGAGGAUGCUGCCACACUACAAAAACUUGAGAAGACGAUCCGCCGUGAUCUUGGUGCCCGCACCAGCUAUUCUAAGUAUGCGGCUGCUGCCGGGCUUCAAGAGGGUCUGUUUGGCGUCUGCAAGGCAUACGCCCUCUUUGAUGAGGGUGUUGGUUAUGCCCAAGGCAUGAACUUUCUUAUCAUGCCUCUGCUAUUCAACAUGCCCGAACAGGAAGCUUUCUGUCUUUUGGUUCGACUGAUGAAUCACUACAAACUGCGAGAUCUUUUCAUCCAGGAUAUGCCCGGUCUGCACAUGCAUCUUUAUCAGUUUGAACGACUACUAGAAGACUUCGAGCCAGCACUGUACUGCCACCUUCACCGAAAGGGAAUAUCGCCUCACCUUUAUGCUACCCAAUGGUUCUUGACGCUGUUUGCUUACCGGUUCCCGCUUCAACUCGUACUCCGUAUUUAUGACUUGAUCUUCUCUGAGGGCUUGUCAGCAAUUCUGCGAUUCGGCAUUGUUUUGAUGCAGAAGAAUGCCAGCAUUUUGCUGGGCCUGUCAGACAUGCAGCAACUUACUACAUAUCUAAAGGACAAGCUCUUCGACGUCUAUAUUGACAAGGAUCCCAGCACUGGCAGCCUCCUCGAGAAUGGCUUCUUUGGAAGCUCAAGCUCCAACAUCGAUAAAGAGGUCUAUCGCGCUGACCAACUUGUCAAGGAUGCUUGCGAAGUCAAGAUUACACCAGAAAUACUGAAAGCUUACAGCACUGAGUGGGAGGAGAAGACCAAGGCCGAAAAGGAUCGCGAGAACGAACUUUUGGAGCUUCGCGCGGCGAAUCACAAUUUCUCCAUCAGAGUCCGAAAGCUUGAGGAGAGAGUGGAAGCUUGCGACCGUGAACAGGCAGAUUUGGCUACGGAGCUUGUACAUACCAAGGUCGAAAACCAGGAGCUCAAGGAUGAGAACGACAGCAUGAGGGGCCAAGUCCGAGAGCUGAAGAUUGUCAUUGAAAAGCAACCCAUGGAGAUCGAAGAGACAUGGAAGCUCGAGCGCGAUGAUCUGAUGAAACGCAAUAUGCAUGUUCACGAGGAAAACCAGAGACUUGAGAAGGAGUUGGGCGAGCUGGAAGAAGAGUUGGUUCAGACAAAGCUACAAUACGCAGAGAUCAACUCUCAGCACGAGACCCUGAAUCGCAAAUGGAGUGAGCUUAAGCGCCAAUUUGCAUGA
Fusarium sp. VM40 is the source of this 2946-nucleotide messenger RNA. The record is from the annotation of a GenBank genome assembly. NCBI's taxonomy places the organism in Eukaryota, Fungi, Ascomycota, Sordariomycetes, Hypocreales, Nectriaceae.